Messenger RNA from Penicillium argentinense, 1962 nucleotides. Its product is annotated as alkaline phosphatase family protein. The record is from RefSeq and is a predicted model, not a curated record. The coding region runs from base 1 to 1962 and encodes 653 amino acids. Lineage: Eukaryota; Fungi; Ascomycota; Eurotiomycetes; Eurotiales; Aspergillaceae. The transcript has 3 exons.
AUGGCAUCCCUGCGUCGCGUCGCGGUGGCCACCAGCUCCACCGCCAUUCGCUUGUUUUCCUUCGUCUUCCUGCGAUGGAUCCCGGGCCAUCUAUUCGGCCCUAUCGUAUUCACCUCCCUGGCGGUGUAUCUCUCGUCGCUAUUUUCAUUGCUAAGUGGUGACGAGACCACUCAACGUGAGUCAAAGAAGAACCAGAAGAGCUCUGCUAGAUUAUCUAAAGAUUUGGGCGCAAACCAGCCACGCGAUUCCGCGCUGAAGACACUGUUGACAGGUCUUCCUUCGAGGCGGUCGCGACUGUGGACCUGGACAACAGGGCUCAUUAACGUUGUACUGGCACUGCUGACCCUCGACUUCCUCGUUCGUGGCCUGGUCGCAUACCCUAGCAAUGAUGUGUCUUUUUCUCGCAUCGGGUUUGUAUCUCCGACUACGGCCAACUUGCUCUUCCGCGAGCCAGACUCGUCCCAGCUACCCGUUGUCGUCUCAUACCAGGAGGUCACGACAAUCUCGCCUGAGAAGUGGAUCCGAGAAGGCACUGUCUACAAGCUCGAAAAUGAAACGGAUUUCACAGCCACUGUGACACUGAAGAACCUGAAGCCGUCAACCCACUACCGAUACUCGCUAUCCAACAAUAAAUCAGGCACCUUCACAACCUCAGCACGACCUGGAUCGCCAGAAGCAAACAGGCUUUCCUUCGUCACAUCAAGCUGCCUGAAGCCGAAUUUCCCCUACAACAUCCUCUCGCAUCCAUUGCGAGUACCCGGAAUCGAGCAAUUGACGGAAGCAAUCGGCAAACUCCCAGCGCUUCUUCGACCAGCGUUCAUGCUCUUCCUCGGUGAUUUCGUCUAUAUCGAUGUUCCAUUCCGCUUCGGCUCCUCGGUGUCUCACUACCGCAGCGAGUACCGACGGAUCUAUUCUUCCCCUUCCUGGAACGCUAAGUCAGAGGCUGGGUCCGCAAUUGACUUACCCUGGAUCCAUACUCUGGACGACCACGAGAUCGAAAACGACUGGUCCAAAGGCAACAAGACCGCGCCUUAUCCCGCGGCUGCCGACCCUUUCAUCCACUACCAUGUGAGCGCGAACCCGCCAGUACCAGCGGCCUCAUUCGCCCACCCAGACGAUGUCACCUACUUCUCUUUCGUCAACGGUCCGGCCUCAUUCUUCAUGCUGGACACUCGUACCUACCGCUCCGAGCCAGCAAAGGAAGAUUCCACCAUCCUUGGCUACGCUCAGCUUCAAUCCCUGUUGGCAUACCUCUCGACACCCGAACCAGCUGGCGUGUACUGGAAAAUCAUCGCCUCCAGUGUCCCCUUCACCAAGAACUGGCACGUCGGCACAACAGAUACAUGGGGCGGCUUCUUGAACGAGCGCCGUACAGUCUUUGAAGCCAUGUGGCGCGCCGAGCGCGAGCUUGGUGCCCGCAUCAUCCUACUUAGUGGUGAUCGCCACGAAUUCGCCGCAACGCGAUUCCCAGAUCCCGCACUUGGACUCACUUCCGACGAGCUCCAACCGAACACGGCUGGUUUUGGACUUCAUGAGUUCAGUGUUGGCCCGUUGAGCAUGUUCUACCUUCCUAUUCGGACGUAUCGCCAGACAGACCCCGAAGACGUCUCUGUGAAAUAUGCGCCAGAUGGAAAUAGCAAGUUUGGUCUCAUUGAUAUUGCUGAUGAUGUUGAGGAUGAUCCUACUGCGCCUGAGCAUGUGCCUGUCCGCAGCUCUGUGCUUACGUACUCGCUCUAUGUGGAUGGAGAGGUUGUCUGGAAGUAUCGUCUCAGUGUCCCUCAUUUUAAGAAUACGAAAUCGCAUUUUAAGCCUGGAAAUGUUGUUGAGGAUAAGCUGGUGACGGAAAGUUGGGGUGUUGUUGUUAAGACGACGAUUGGGAGGAUAGAGGAGCUUGCGCAUUUCGUCGUGGAAAAAGCAACUGACUUGUAUGAUGCUGCAAUUGUCCUUUACCAGGGAAUGUGA